CGAGCUCUUCCUCCAGUAUAACGUGUGUCUUCGCGCGCACGACGUAAUUAUAGUUGCUUGCUCCAGUCAUUAUUGUACCCCCGUCACUAACAAUCUGCAGUGACGACGUUCAUCAGCGCCGCGUAGGAUGUCGUCGGAAAGAGGAAAUAUUCUCCUGCUGGCAUUCACUUUCUACUUGAUUUCUCGUCAUUGUACAUCUGCCCGCAUCUUAUCACAAUGCGACGCCACUAAAGAGUUGAUAAAAGCGGGAAUUCAGCGAACUUUCAUCAGCAACUUCGUGUGCGUAAUGAAGACCGAGAGUAAUUUCAACACUGCAAAGAAAAUUGGUCCGGGCCACAAGGCAUCCUACUCCUACGGGAUUUUUCAAAUCAGCAGCGACAAAUGGUGCAGUGCUUACCGUCCUGGUGGCAUUUGCAAUAAACACUGCAAUGAUUUUCUCGAUGACGAUAUUCAAGACGACAUCGUAUGCGCUAAAACCAUCUUCGAGAUAGAAGGAUUUAAACAUUGGACUGGAUGGGUGAAAGGUUGUAAGAAUGGGAGUUUACCUCCUGUCUCUGGAUGCAUUGUUAAGAGGUUUGUAGAAGAAUUGCUCUUUUCGGAUAAUAACGAGAUGCCGAUUUACCUCUAUCGAAGAAUGGUCUCAACAAAACUCAAGAUCAUAAUGAUGACAGUCUCGUGCUUUUUGAUUUACUACCGACCAAUUUCUGCACGAAUAUUUCACCAAUGUGAAGCGGUCAAGGAAUUACUGAGAGCUGGGAUUCCACGAAGCUUUAUCAGUAAUUUCGUGUGCGUAAUGCAAAGUAUGAGCAACUUUAAUACGAGCAAGAAGACGGGCCCUGGUCACAAGGCUUCAUUUUCGUACGGUAUCUUUCAGAUUAGCAGUGAUGAGUGGUGUAAUGCUUGGAGACCUGGUGGUUAUUGUAAUAAAACCUGCACUGAUUUUCUGGACAAUGAUAUUAAAGAUGACAUAGUUUGCGCUGAAAAAAUCUGGAAGAUGAGAGGAUUCAAGCAUUGGAAUGGUUGGGUAAAACAUUGCAAAAAUAAAAAAUUGCCAAAUGUGUCUCAGUGUAUGGAAAUGUCAAAAUUUCAGGAGCACGACGCGGUAGUUGAUUUGAUAACAGAGAUGACAGCUACCCGUGGCUUGAGGCUAAGUUACUCGCGAUACCUGACUAUAAAGAUUCUGCUCUUCAGUUGGGAAUCACAGUCACAAAUUUUGAAUACCUGCGAAGUCGCAAGAGAAUUAGUGAGAGCUGGUAUUUCACGAAGUUUCAUCAAUAAUUUUGUAUGUUUGAUUCAAAAUGAGAGCAAUUUCAACACUAGUAAAAAGACCGGUCCAGGUCACAAGGCUUCAUUUUCGUACGGUAUUUUCCAGAUUAGUAGUGAUGAAUGGUGUAACGCUUGGAGACCUGGCGGAUAUUGCAACAAAACUUGCAUCGACUUUCUCGAUAACGAUAUUAAGGACGAUAUAGUCUGUGCUGAAAAAAUUUGGAAAAUGAGAGGAUUCAAGUACUGGAAAAGUUGGGAGAAAAAGUGUAAGAAUAACAAGUUAUCUGACGUGUCUUGGUGUUUUGAAACUAAAGUGCUUAACAAUAGAAAUACACUUGAACAACGGAUGGAAGAUAAUUUGUACAUUAUAAGAAUACCUGACUGGAACGAUUACGGGAGUGACUCGCAAAUAUUCAGACUUCAUCCCUCAAAUUUCAAGGGAAUGAUGCUAUCACACAAAAAAACAAUCACACUAUUGCUGCUUACGCACUACUUUUUAUCCCAUCAAGCAGUUUUCGCGCGUAUCUUGACUAAAUGUCAAGCUGCAAAAGAGUUGGCUACAGCUGGUACUGACCGAACAUUCAUCAGCAACUUCGUGUGUAUCAUGCAAAACGACGGUCAGUUCAACACCAGUUUGAAAACAGGUCCAGGUCACAAAGCUUCCUACUCCUAUGGAAUUUUUCAAAUCAGUAGUGACGAGUGGUGUAGUGCAUUCAGACCUGGUGGUAUUUGUAAUAAAAAUUGUAAUGACUUCCUCGAUGAUAAUAUUCAGGAUGAUAUUGUUUGCGCUCAGAAGAUUUUCAAACUCAGAGGAUUUAAACACUGGAAAGGGUGGGUGAAAAAAUGUAAAACUGGUGAAUUACCCAACCUUACGACAUGUAAGUAUAGUAAGUAUAAGCCGGAUACUCCAGAUGAUGUAAACAAUGAAAAAUUUAUCAAACCGAGAAUGAUUAAGUCAAGUAGUGUAAAAGAUCUUAGCAACAUGCAAACUUGAAAAAAUUUUGUAAAUGACUAAUAAUUUUUUCAUACUUAACGUAGCAGUUUAUAUGGUCUUGAAUCGAACAAUGGUUUAUACUUCAUAUAUAUAAAAGAAAAUUUGGAAAUGUUUCUUGUUGUAAAAACCUGACUAUAUGAUACUGUAUAGUUCCGAUUUUCCAUGAAAAUAUACGAUUUAUUUAAUAAAACUGUUGCAAAUACACUUAUAUAUUUUAUUUUACAUAUAAAAUAUUUUUGUUUAUUUUGGUAUUCUUUUGUAUCCAUUAUUAUAUUCUUUAAAAAUUUUGUUUAUGUUAAAUGCGACAAUAUAAUAAAAAUAAU
Molecule: messenger RNA, 2583 nt
Organism: Phymastichus coffea
Lineage: Eukaryota; Metazoa; Arthropoda; Insecta; Hymenoptera; Eulophidae
Exons: 6
Coding region: 128-2260 (710 amino acids)
Source: RefSeq, a predicted model, not a curated record